AUGGAUGUUAAAAAUGCUUUCCUUCAUGGAGAGUUUCAGGAGGAAGUUUACAUGCAAAUUCCCCCAGGUUACUCACUAGCAAAGGAUGGCAUGGUGUGCAAACUGCACAAGGCUAUCUAUGGUGACAAUGCAUCUGAAAUUGGAGCUUUGAAAACCUCUUUACAUCAAACCUUUGCCAUUAAAGAUCUUGGAAAGUUGAAGUAUUUUCUUGGCAUUAAGAUGGAAACCUUUCAACGGGGUUUGUUUCUCAACCAACGUAAGUAUGUCAUGGAUCUACUCGAGGAAGUUAAGUUCACCGAUUGCAAGCCAGUUGUCACCCCAAUUGACAGUAAACUUAAGCUUACCACUGAUGGCGAAGCACUCAAGAAUGUCACUUAUUAUCAAAGAUUGGUUGGCAAGCUUAUCUAUCUUACUAUCACCCGUCCAGACAUUACCUUUGUUGUGAGCUUAGUCAGUCAAUUCAUGCAUGCACCCACAGUAGAACAUCUAAAUAUUGUUAAAAAGAUUCUACACUAUCUCAAAGGGUCCAUUGAUAGGGGUAUCCUUAUACGUAAUAACCAUUCCACUGAGAUUCAUGCAUACACUGAUGCUGACUGUGCAGGCAGUGCAAUCGACAGAAAAUCCACCACUGGUUAUUGCACAUUUGUUGCAGGCAACAUUGUUACUUGGAAGAGUAAGAAACAACAAGUCAUUGCCCGUUCUAGUGCUGAAGUUGAGUAUCGAGCAAUGGCUGCCAUUACAUAUGAAUUGAUUUGGCUUAAAAGUUUCUUAUUUGACCUAAGGUUCUCGAGUACAACUCAUAUGUCUCUCAUGUGUGAUAAUCAAGCAGCCAUGCACAUUGAUGGAAACCCAGUUUUUCAUGAAAUAACCAAGCAUAUUGAAGUUGACUAUCACUUCAUUUGGGCUCAAGUUCAAUCACAACUCAUCCAAACGGUAUUCACUCGUAGUUAUGAUAAAUUGGCAGAUGUGUUCACUAAGGCUCUAUUGUCUACACAUUUUCAACGUCUUCUCGGCAAGCUUGGAUCAACUAUACUCCUCGAUCCAGCUUGA
Molecule: messenger RNA, 1050 nt
Organism: Malus domestica (apple)
Lineage: Eukaryota; Viridiplantae; Streptophyta; Magnoliopsida; Rosales; Rosaceae
Source: RefSeq, a predicted model, not a curated record